UUAUAAUCAUACUUAAUUGUCCACUCAUCCGAGUACUUCUAAGAAUACAAUUACAGUAAACAUUACUCAAGAGAUCUAGGCCGACCUAUAAAAGGGAGAGAGUAUGUACUAAAAAUCAUUCAGUUGUCAGUCGUUACAAAUUUGAGGAGUAUGAACAGUGUGAUGACGUUUGAAAUGGAUACGAGAUCCCGAUUCACUGGUUUUGCCUGCACGAUCAUGGUGUUGUUGCAGUGCAGUUUGAGUUACGGCAAUACAUCAUGUCUCCAGUGUAACGAUGCGACACAGCAAACGUUCCUGAACGGUCAGAUACAGACUAAGAACCUGUACAAUAUCAGCCUUCCAUCCAACCCGUCCUGUGCGGCCAACACUCAACCCGCGUCCCCAUGCCGUCCAGGCGUUGUGUUGUGCGAGCGGAUAACGGUCACAGUCUCAUCGUCUGAGAAAAAUAGGACAACAAACGCAACGCACGAGACGAAAAUAAGCUAUACCGCACACAAAUGCUCGGCAAACAUGAGCAUAAGCCUGUCCCCCCAGUGUCAGCCAAUAGAUGGGAAUGUAACCCUUCUUGCCCCUCUGAUGGAUGGACAAAUGGACAUGAUGAUGUAUAAUUCAAUUCUUCAAAGCAUGACAAACACGACUGUUUCCGGCAAAGUUUGCUACAGCGCUUCUUUGGGCGGAAACUUCAACAGUACCGGACAAGCGAUUGUACCAUUAGGUCAUGUAAUUCUUUUCAUGUCUCCGCUUUGGGUUGUCUCAACCCUUUGGUAAAUGAUUCUGUGUAACUGAUUGUUAAAUUAAUAUGUCUAUCUUCUCAAAUGUGAAUCAAGAAACUUAGCUUAAAAUGUAUUAUAGUAAAAUAGUGUAUUAGUGUUUGUUCGUUUGCAUUUAUGUGUAUUUAUUCAACAAAAAAUAUAUUUAUAAAUAUUACCUUUUUGAUCCAUGUUUGGAAGUAUGACCUAGUUUUGUUCUACUGUUUGAUGUAAAUACAAUUUUGUUCAACCA
Messenger RNA from Dreissena polymorpha, 1002 nucleotides. RefSeq lists its product as uncharacterized. NCBI's taxonomy places the organism in Eukaryota, Metazoa, Mollusca, Bivalvia, Myida, Dreissenidae. The transcript has 3 exons. The record is from RefSeq and is a predicted model, not a curated record. The coding region runs from base 151 to 768 and encodes 205 amino acids.